UACUUUUCCUAACUUGAAACCAAGUUAAAUAAAACCCCUGAAGUUGUAUAGCUACAUGCAGCAACCAUUUGACUUGCAUUACAUACGAUAAGUCAUAUAGGAAAUAUAGGCAAAAGGCAACAAUUAACAGUUGUUGAACCAUAUAGUUUCUUCCUCUGUCGAUCACAAGCAUGAGGCCUAAACCCCAUCAAUCCCUCAAUUUGAAGCUCAUCAUUGUAGCGGUUCUAGUUACCUUGUUUGUCCUCUUAGUGCUAAUAUCAAACUCUUCUACUUCCAACCUUCCCCCAGCAGGUAAUUCAGAAGCAAAAACUUCAAAAACAGAUUGUUCCCUAUCCUCAAACUGCGGAAAGAUCCUAGCUUCUCUAUCAGAAGCUCUGAUCCACUAUGCGACCUCAAGCAUAACCCCGCAACAAACACUGAAGGAGAUAUCAGUGUCAGCUCGAGUGUUGGAGAAGCGAUCACCAUGCAAUUUCCUAGUGUUUGGAUUGGGGCAUGACAGCCUGAUGUGGAGCGCACUGAAUCACGGAGGCAGGACAAUUUUCUUAGAAGAAGAUUCGGCGUGGAUUGAGCAGAUACGACGGCGUUUUCCAAUGUUAGAGUCGUACCACGUAGCGUACGAUAGCAAGGUGAAGGAAGCUGAUAAUCUAAUGGAGGUUGGGAGAGGAAGUGAGUGCACUGCAAUAGGGGAUCCUAGAUACUCAAUGUGCGGGCUAGCUUUGAAAGGUUUGCCGAGUGAAGUGUACGAGACAAGAUGGGAUGUGAUAAUGGUGGAUGCACCCACAGGGUAUUAUGAGGAAGCCCCAGGAAGGAUGAGUGCCAUUUACACUGCCGGGAUGUUGGCAAGGAACAGAGACAAGGGUGGUGACACAGAUGUGUUUGUGCAUGAUGUGAACAGGGUUGUGGAGGACAAGUUCUCUAAGGCAUUUCUGUGUGACAAGUACAUGAACAAACAGGAAGGCAGAUUGAGGCACUUCACUAUCCCAUCUCACAGGGAUCACUUAGACAAGUCAUUUUGCCCCCCAUAAUCUAGUAGACUAGUAGCUUCUUCUAGCUUCUUCACUUUUCAAUCUUAAUUCUUUUUGAUUAAUUGUGUCCGUACAUUUCUUUGUAUAAUUAUGUUUUUUCUUAUGAAUUCGUGGAGACAACUCCUGCUUAGCAGACAUGAUCAUGUAAUCUACUGUAAUGUAAGCAAAGCAUGUUUAUAUGUGCAUGCUUACUUAUUACUAGACAAAUUUUUAUUUGGAUCCACACAAUGAAUGAAUGAAUUGAUAAAUUCUAGUUUCUAUGGAUGAAA
This is a messenger RNA of Lotus japonicus, 1294 nucleotides long. RefSeq names its product glucuronoxylan 4-O-methyltransferase 1. Bases 171 to 1025 code for a protein of 284 amino acids. Gene Ontology annotation, biological process: xylan biosynthetic process. The transcript has a single exon. The record is from RefSeq and is a predicted model, not a curated record. NCBI's taxonomy places the organism in Eukaryota, Viridiplantae, Streptophyta, Magnoliopsida, Fabales, Fabaceae.